This is a messenger RNA of Dipodomys ordii (Ord's kangaroo rat), 6867 nucleotides long. It is a transcript of the gene Chd1, whose product is annotated as chromodomain helicase DNA binding protein 1. Gene Ontology annotation, cellular component: chromatin; nucleus. The record is from RefSeq and is a predicted model, not a curated record. Gene Ontology annotation, molecular function: histone binding; ATP binding; ATP-dependent chromatin remodeler activity. NCBI's taxonomy places the organism in Eukaryota, Metazoa, Chordata, Mammalia, Rodentia, Heteromyidae. Gene Ontology annotation, biological process: nucleosome organization; regulation of transcription by RNA polymerase II. The transcript has 37 exons. Bases 529 to 5724 code for a protein of 1731 amino acids.
ACGACGGAAGACGGUUGCGCUCGCUCUCUCGGCGUCAUGGCGGCUGCCGGGAGCCGAUAAGCAGCGGGAGCGCGCGCGGCGGCGGCGACGACAACGACUCGUUACUUCUGCUCUGGCUGCCUUCGCCUCUGGUGCUUCAAUAAUGAAUUGAUUGUUGGGGACCCACUCGGCAGGGAUCGCGCGUCGGUGCCGCGGGCCGGGACUCCCCUCGCCUUGCGCGGCUCUCCUCGUCUCCCUCCCUCUCCGGACUCUGGCUUACCCCGAGACACCCGGACCCCGAGGACUCUGUGACCGAGAUCGCGGGCCCCGGCGCGGGGGAGGCCGCCGAUCCCAGCCGGCUCCCCGCGAGCCGGCUCGCCCUGCCCCGCCAAGUCCUCACGUCCGCCGGUGAAUCAAAGAGGGUCCCAGCAAACCUGUGAAUGUUGAAGAAAAUACAUCUGAAAUUUUGAUAUUCAAGGAGUCAGUAUUUAUAUUCAUCUUUUAAACUGGGAAGAUUUAUAUUUUGUUUUAAAACGUCUUGAUUUUACAAUGAAUGGACAGAGUGAUGAAGAAAGUGUGAGAAACAGUAGUGGAGAAUCAAGGGCAAAGAAACCGAAAUACCAGUGGAAGAGGAGAGAUAGAAGCCAGUCGGAUGAUGAUUCUGGGUCAGCUUCAGGCUCGGGAUCAGGUUCAAGUUCUGGAAGCAGUAGUGAUGGAAGCAGUAGCCAGUCAGGUAGCAGUGACUCUGACUCUGGAUCUGACUCAGGCAGUCAGUCAGAAUCUGAGUCAGAUACAUCACGAGAAAACAAAGUUCAAGCCAAACCACCGAAAGUUGAUGGAGCAGAGUUUUGGAAAUCUAGCCCUAGUAUUUUGGCUGUUCAGAGAUCUGCAAUGCUCAAGAAGCAGCAGCAGCAGCAGCAGCAACAGCAGCAACAUCCAGCUUCAUCUAAUAGUGGAUCAGAAGAGGAUUCCUCUAGUAGUGAAGAAUCUGAUGAUUCAUCAAGUGCCGUCAAAAGGAAAAAGCAUAAAGAGUACGCCAUAUUUGAAGAUUGGCAGAUGUCUGGGUCAGGAUCUCCAUCUCAGUCUGGUUCAGAUUCAGAAUCUGAAGAAGAAAGAGAUAAAAGUAGUUGUGAUGAAACAGAAUCUGAUUAUGAGCCAAAAAACAAAGUCAAAAGCAGAAAACCUCCAAGUAGAUCUAAGUCAAAAAAUGGAAAAAAGCUUCUUGGACAAAAAAAGAGACAGAUUGAUUCAUCUGAAGAUGAUGAUGAUGAGGAAGAUUAUGAUAAUGACAAAAGAAGUUCUCGUCGACAAGCCACUGUCAAUGUUAGCUACAAGGAAGAUGAAGAAAUGAAAACAGAUUCUGAUGACCUACUGGAAGUCUGUGGAGAGGAUGUUCCUCAACCCGAGGAAGAGGAAUUUGAAACAAUAGAAAGGUUUAUGGAUUGUCGUAUUGGGAGAAAAGGAGCUACUGGUGCUACUACAACCAUAUAUGCAGUUGAAGCAGAUGGUGACCCCAAUGCAGGAUUUGACAAAAACAAGGAACCAGGAGACAUCCAGUAUUUAAUUAAAUGGAAAGGAUGGUCCCAUAUCCACAACACUUGGGAGACAGAAGAAACUCUUAAGCAACAAAACGUUAGAGGAAUGAAAAAAUUGGAUAAUUAUAAGAAAAAAGAUCAGGAAACAAUACGAUGGUUGAAAAAUGCUUCACCAGAAGAUGUGGAAUACUAUAAUUGCCAGCAAGAACUUACAGAUGAUCUACAUAAACAGUAUCAAAUAGUGGAGCGUAUAAUUGCUCAUUCCAAUCAAAAGUCAGCAGCUGGUUAUCCUGAUUAUUAUUGCAAGUGGCAGGGCCUUCCAUAUUCAGAGUGCAGCUGGGAAGAUGGAGCUCUCAUUUCAAAAAAGUUUCAAGCAUGUAUUGAUGAGUAUUUUAGCAGAAACCAAUCAAAAACCACUCCUUUUAAAGAUUGCAAAGUAUUAAAACAAAGACCAAGAUUUGUCGCACUGAAGAAGCAGCCAUGCUAUAUUGGAGGACAUGAAGGUUUAGAAUUAAGAGAUUAUCAGCUGAAUGGUUUAAAUUGGCUUGCUCACUCUUGGUGCAAAGGAAAUAGUUGUAUACUUGCUGAUGAAAUGGGCCUUGGAAAAACAAUACAGACGAUCUCAUUUUUGAACUACUUGUUUCAUGAACAUCAGUUGUAUGGACCUUUUCUACUAGUUGUUCCACUUUCUACUUUAACUUCCUGGCAAAGGGAGAUUCAGACGUGGGCUUCUCAAAUGAAUGCUGUCGUUUAUUUAGGUGACAUUAAUAGCAGAAACAUGAUAAGAACUCAUGAAUGGAUGCAUCCCCAGACCAAACGGUUAAAAUUUAAUAUACUUUUAACAACUUAUGAGAUUUUAUUGAAGGAUAAGGCAUUCCUUGGUGGUCUAAAUUGGGCAUUUAUAGGUGUUGAUGAAGCACAUCGAUUAAAAAAUGAUGAUUCCCUUCUAUAUAAAACUUUAAUAGAUUUUAAAUCUAAUCAUCGCCUCCUUAUCACUGGAACACCGCUACAAAACUCCCUCAAAGAGCUGUGGUCAUUGCUACAUUUCAUUAUGCCAGAAAAGUUUUCUUCUUGGGAAGAUUUUGAAGAAGAACAUGGAAAAGGGAGAGAAUAUGGUUAUGCAAGCCUCCACAAGGAGCUGGAGCCAUUUUUAUUACGUCGCGUUAAGAAAGAUGUAGAAAAAUCUCUUCCUGCCAAGGUUGAGCAGAUUUUAAGAAUGGAAAUGAGUGCUUUACAGAAGCAGUACUACAAAUGGAUUUUAACUAGGAAUUACAAAGCCCUCAGCAAAGGUUCUAAGGGCAGUACCUCAGGCUUUUUGAACAUUAUGAUGGAGCUAAAGAAAUGUUGUAACCAUUGCUACCUCAUUAAGCCUCCGGAUAAUAAUGAAUUCUAUAAUAAACAAGAAGCCUUACAACACUUAAUCCGUAGUAGUGGAAAAUUGAUCCUUCUUGAUAAAUUGUUAAUUCGUCUAAGAGAACGGGGCAAUCGAGUAUUAAUUUUUUCUCAAAUGGUGCGGAUGUUGGAUAUACUUGCAGAAUAUUUAAAAUAUCGUCAGUUUCCUUUUCAAAGAUUAGAUGGGUCAAUAAAAGGAGAACUGAGGAAACAAGCUCUAGAUCAUUUCAAUGCUGAGGGAUCAGAGGAUUUCUGCUUUUUGCUUUCUACAAGAGCUGGAGGUUUAGGGAUUAAUUUAGCCUCUGCUGACACUGUUGUUAUAUUUGAUUCCGACUGGAAUCCACAAAACGAUCUUCAGGCACAGGCAAGAGCUCACCGAAUUGGGCAAAAAAAACAGGUGAAUAUAUACCGUCUAGUAACAAAGGGAUCAGUUGAAGAAGAUAUUCUUGAAAGGGCCAAAAAGAAGAUGGUUUUAGAUCAUCUUGUGAUUCAAAGAAUGGACACAACCGGGAAGACAGUACUACACACAGGUUCUGCUCCAUCAAGUUCUACUCCUUUCAAUAAAGAAGAAUUAUCAGCCAUUUUGAAGUUUGGUGCUGAGGAACUUUUUAAGGAACCUGAAGGAGAAGAACAAGAGCCCCAGGAAAUGGAUAUAGAUGAAAUCUUGAAGAGGGCUGAAACACAUGAGAACGAACCAGGCCCUUUAACUGUAGGAGAUGAGUUACUUUCCCAGUUUAAGGUUGCCAAUUUUUCAAACAUGGAUGAAGAUGACAUUGAAUUAGAACCUGAAAGGAAUUCAAAGAACUGGGAUGAAAUCAUUCCAGAAGAUCAAAGAAGACGAUUAGAAGAGGAAGAAAGGCAAAAGGAGCUUGAGGAAAUCUAUAUGCUUCCACGAAUGAGAAAUUGUGCAAAACAGAUUAGUUUCAAUGGAAGUGAAGGGAGGCGCAGUAGAAGUAGAAGGUACUCUGGAUCUGAUAGUGAUUCAAUCUCAGAAAGGAAAAGGCCAAAGAAACGAGGAAGACCACGCACUAUCCCUCGUGAAAAUAUUAAAGGAUUUAGUGAUGCAGAAAUUAGGCGGUUUAUCAAGAGUUAUAAGAAAUUUGGUGGCCCUCUGGAAAGAUUAGAUGCAAUUGCUCGAGAUGCUGAGCUAGUUGAUAAGUCAGAAACAGACCUUAGACGACUAGGAGAAUUGGUACACAAUGGUUGCAUUAAAGCUUUAAAGGAUAGUUCUUCAGGAACAGAACGAACAGGUGGUAGACUUGGAAAAGUGAAGGGUCCAACAUUCCGAAUAUCAGGAGUACAAGUGAAUGCUAAGCUAGUCAUCUCCCAUGAAGAAGAAUUAAUACCUUUGCACAAAUCUAUUCCUUCAGAUCCAGAAGAAAGAAAGCAGUAUACAAUCCAAUGUCACACAAAAGCUGCUCAUUUUGAUAUAGACUGGGGCAAGGAAGACGAUUCCAAUUUAUUAAUUGGUAUUUAUGAGUAUGGCUAUGGAAGUUGGGAAAUGAUUAAAAUGGAUCCAGAUCUCAGUCUAACACACAAGAUUCUUCCAGAUGAUCCUGAUAAAAAACCACAAGCAAAACAGUUGCAGACACGUGCAGACUACCUCAUCAAAUUACUUAGUAAAGACCUUGCAAAAAAAGAAGCUAUGAGACUUUCUGGUGCAGGAGGUUCCAAGAGGAAAAAAGCAAGAGCUAAGAAGAAUAAAGUGAUGAAGUCCAUAAAAGUAAAAGAGGAAAUAAAGAGUGAUUCUUCUCCCCUGCCGUCAGAGAAGUCUGAUGAAGAUGAUGAUAAAUUGAGUGAAUCCAAAUCUGAAAAUAAGGAGCGAUCCAAAAAGUCUUCAAUGUCAGAUGCUCCAGUUCAUAUUACUGCAAGUGGUGAACCAGUUCCCAUAUCAGAAGAAUCUGAAGUCCUUGAUCAGAAGACAUUUAGCAUUUGUAAAGAAAGAAUGAGGCCUGUGAAAGCAGCUUUGAAACAACUUGAUAGACCCGAAAAAGGCCUCUCAGAAAGAGAACAGCUGGAACAUACUAGACAAUGUUUAAUAAAAAUUGGAGACCAUAUCACAGAAUGUCUGAAAGAGUACACAAAUCCUGAACAAAUUAAGCAGUGGAGAAAAAACCUGUGGAUUUUUGUAUCUAAGUUUACUGAAUUUGAUGCAAGAAAAUUACAUAAAUUAUAUAAGCAUGCUAUUAAAAAGCGGCAAGAAUCUCAGCAAAACAAUGACCAGAACAGCAACUUGAAUGCUCAUGUGAUUAGAAAUCCAGAUGUAGAAAGGUUAAAAGAGAAUACAAAUCAUGAUGACAGCAGCAGGGACAGUUACUCUUCUGAUAGACACUUAUCUCAGUAUCAUGAUCAUCACAAAGACCGGCACCAAGGAGAUUCUUAUAAAAAGACUGAUUCUAGGAAAAGACCCUAUUCUUCAUUUAGUAAUGGUAAAGAUCAUCGUGAAUGGGAUCACUACAAGCAAGACAGCAGGUACUACAGUGAGAGAGAAAAACACAGAAAGCUGGAUGAUCACAGGAGUAGAGAUCACAGGUCAACUUUGGAAGGAAGUUUAAAGGAUAGAUCUCAUUCUGACCAUCGAUCUCAUUCAGAUCAUCGGUUACAUUCAGAUCACCGGUCAAGUUCUGAAUACACGCAUCAUAAAUCUUCCAGGGAUUAUAGAUAUCACUCAGAUUGGCAAAUGGACCACAGAGCUUCCAGUAGUGGCCCCAGGUCACCACUAGAUCAGCGGUCUCCUUAUGGCUCCAGAUCUCCGUUUGAACAUUCAGUUGAACACAAAAGUACACCCGAGCAUACCUGGAGCAGUAGGAAAACAUAACAAAAAACUUGUCUUUCUGGACUUAACUUUUAGCCAUAUAUCAUAAACCAACACAGUAAUUGCCUUACAUGACUUGAAAAAAUUGAUUAUAAACAGAUAUUCUAUCAGUAGCAGUAUUGUUACUUCUUUCCAGGAUGCAAGGUCUAUUACCCCAACAGAAGAGAAAAUAUUUUUAUAUUUAAGGAUUAUGCUGCACUGUACUACAAAUAUUGUAGUACUUUUUUUUUCUUUUUUUAAAGAAAUGAAAAAUGUUUACUAUAACAGGGACCUCAACACUGCCCUCCCGUAUCCGUAUAGGCUGGAUAAAACUGUUUUUAAAAAGUCAGUGAUUUUUCAGCUGACCUCCAUUUAAAUUAUGUUUGUAUAUGUACUCUGACCUGUGAUCAUGUUUCAGGAAGGAAUGAAAGAGAGUUCUUUUCUUAAUAAAGAAAAAACACUCAAGGACUUUGUUCACUUUCCAAAGCUACUUGUUUACAUUGUACACUGCGACCACCUUGCCGCUUUUCAUCACAAGCUUGAAUAUUUAAAUUCUGUACUUAUACCUGUAAUAUAGCCAGGAAUUUCCUGUUUGUGAUCUAUUAUUAUGCCUUUUUACAAAAAAAGAGAUGGCUGUAAAUUAUUGUAAAUGUAUUAAAUGAGCUUUCCUUAUUUCCCUUUCUCAGGCUUUUUUUGACUGUUCCUUUCCCUACCAACUCAGGCCUUCUUAUUAAAAAAAAAUCAGUGUAAAAACACUUUCUAAUGAUUUGUCUUGAUGGAAUCAUUGUUUAGAAUGUAAAAAUGGGGAAAGGGGCCACCUAUUUCCAUUAGUUCUUUUUAUAUCAAAUAUUUUAUUAGAUACAUGUUAUUCCCUCUCUCCUUUAUUUUCUUUUUUAGUCAAUAUUUGUUUGUAUGUAAAAAAAUUGGUAUGCUCUGGAAACAUUUUUUCAGAAGGUAGACAUAUGAACACUCUCAAAAUCCAACAUAGCCAAAAGUGAUGAUAAAUGCAUUGUUUUCUCUUUUCAUGUGGGCAAUAAUGUCAAAUGUGCUAUGCAGCCAGGUUAACAUUUUAGAUAAACUCGAUUGACUUUUAAUAUAAACUGUUACAGUGCACACUGAUUGUAUAUAAAAACCUUCUUUAUGACAAAUUAAAUUUAAGUAAAAGGA